AUGUCCCAUACAAAACUCAGGAACAAAGGUAAGUAGAGUGGCUUCCUCAGCGUUGCUAGUUUACUUUCCCCACCCUCCUCAACACCAAUCUUCAUUUCGAGCCUCUCUGUCCAACUUUUUUCCAAACCACCCCCCAACAAACGCACACAAAAUCUCCAUAUUAAUGGCGCCUCCGGAAGUGCCAGUCGACAUCUUCACCAGAAAAGUUUCUACGCAUAACACCGGCUGCUCCAGAAGGGCUUACGUAACAUUUUUAGCCGGUGAUGGUGAUUACAUUAAAGGGGUUGUAGGAUUGGCUAAGGGUCUGCGUAAAGCGAAGAGUGCUUACCCUCUUGUGGUUGCGAUGCUUCCCGAUGUCCCCGACGAACACCGAGAGAUUCUUAGGUCUCAGGGUUGUAUUGUCCAUGAGAUUGAACCCGUUUAUCCUCCUGACGACAAUAUCCAGUAUGCAAUGGCUUAUUUUGUCAUCAACUACUCUAAACUCCGUAUUUGGAAUUUUGAGGAGUACAGCAAGAUGAUAUAUUUGGAUGCUGAUAUCCAAGUGUUUGAAAACAUAGAUCAUCUUUUCGACAAACCAGAUGGGAGUUUCUACGCAGUGAUGGACUGCUUCUGUGAGAAAAUAUGGAGUGACUCAACUCAGUACAAAAUUGGGUAUUGCCAGCAAUGCCCUGAUAGGGUGACUUGGCCUGCUGAGUUGGGUUCUCCUCCUUCUAUCUACUUUAACGCAGGAAUGUUUGUGUUUGAGCCAAGCCGAUUAACUUAUGAAAACCUUCUUCAGACUCUCAAAAUAACUCCACCAACACUCUUUGCAGAGCAGGAUUUCUUGAACAUGUUCUUCCAUGAAAUAUAUAAGCCCAUUCCUCCUGUAUAUAACCUGGUUCUUGCUAUGCUAUGGCAACACCCAGAGAAGGUCAACCUUGAUGAAGUAAAGGUGGUUCACUACUGUGCUGCUGGAUCAAAGCCAUGGAGGUAUACCGGCCAGGAAGUUCACAUGGACAGAGAAGACAUCAAGAAGUUGGUGACAAAAUGGUGGGACAUAUACAACGAUGAAUCCCUCGACUUCAAGAACGAUGAAUCCCUGGAAGCCGGAGAAACUUUCACAAGGUCGUCGAUCAUGGCUUCCAUGCCUGAGCCUGCCAUAUCUUACAUUCCUGCACCCUCUGCUGCUUGAAUUACUUAGAAGAGACUGUUCAAAGUUGGUGUGCUUCUAUCCCUUUUUUGUAAAAAAUAAAAAAUAAAAAAUAAAAAAAAUAAAAAAUAAAAAAAACUUUUUUUCUUUUUUGAUCUUUUAAUAUAUACUUUUCAAGGCUUCUUGUCCUUGUUUUUCUUAGUUAUGGGAGAUCUUAAAAGAUACUAUAAAUCUUCACUGUAUUUGGUGUUUACCAAUUAUAUGAAUCUCUACCGGUAAAAGAAAGCACAAACUCUUGUCCACUAUAUAUAUAUAUAUAUAUAUAAAAGAACUUUUGUUUUUGUUGUGAUA
Ziziphus jujuba (common jujube) is the source of this 1480-nucleotide messenger RNA. Its product is annotated as galactinol synthase 1. Gene Ontology annotation, molecular function: glycosyltransferase activity. The record is from RefSeq and is a predicted model, not a curated record. The transcript is spliced from 4 exons. Lineage: Eukaryota; Viridiplantae; Streptophyta; Magnoliopsida; Rosales; Rhamnaceae. Bases 164 to 1171 code for a protein of 335 amino acids.